This is a messenger RNA of Ictalurus punctatus (channel catfish), 2198 nucleotides long. It is a transcript of the gene cox15, whose product is annotated as cytochrome c oxidase assembly protein COX15 homolog. Gene Ontology annotation, molecular function: oxidoreductase activity, acting on NAD(P)H, heme protein as acceptor. The record is from RefSeq and is a predicted model, not a curated record. Gene Ontology annotation, cellular component: mitochondrial inner membrane. Bases 121 to 1338 code for a protein of 405 amino acids. NCBI's taxonomy places the organism in Eukaryota, Metazoa, Chordata, Actinopteri, Siluriformes, Ictaluridae. Gene Ontology annotation, biological process: heme A biosynthetic process. The transcript is spliced from 9 exons.
GGUCAAAGUUGAACGCGGAAGUUUAAAGCAACAUGGCGCUUCAGUGAAGAAGUCCUCAAUGAGAAAUACAUUAGCCUUUGGUUUUUAGGUUAAAGAAAAGAAGAGAAGACAAACGUGGUUAUGUUGCUUCUCACGCUGAGAUAUGUAGUCCGGUGCGGCUACAGAAACGCAGGGAAAGGAUUUCAGCAAAACCACCCCUCACUUUUGAGACAAUGGCUGCAUCAGAGAGGGCAGAACACAGCUGUGAGCCAGACUGUAUCUGUACAGAGUUCCUCCAGCACACUCCCCAGUGCAGCAUCAGAUCGGAUUGUAGGGCGCUGGCUGGUGGGCUGCAGUGGCCUCGUUCUGGGCGCUGUUAUUCUGGGAGGAGUAACCAGACUGACUGAGUCGGGCCUCUCCAUGGUGGACUGGCACUUGGUGAAGGAGAUGAAGCCACCUCGGACGCAGGCUGAGUGGGAGGCAGAGUUUUCCAAAUACCAACAGUUUCCUGAGUUUAAAAUAAUGAACCAUGACAUGACGCUUACUGAGUUUAAGUUCAUCUUUUACAUGGAGUGGGGGCACCGUAUGUGGGGAAGGCUAGUGGGGUUAGCCUACAUCCUGCCCACCAUGUACUUCUGGAAGAAGGGUUACUUCAACCGCUCAAUGAAGGCUCGUGUCCUGGGCCUGUGUGGCUUCGUUUUCUUCCAGGGUCUUCUGGGUUGGUACAUGGUGAAGAGUGGACUGGAGGAGAAGCCAGACUCGUAUGAUGUUCCCCGUGUCAGUCAGUACAGACUGGCAUCGCAUCUCGGUUCAGCUCUUCUUCUAUACUGCGGUAGUCUUUGGACAGGGCUCACACUAAUGCUUCCUGUGAACAGGCUUCCUGACACCAGGCGCAUUAUGCAGCUCAGGAGGUUUGCCAAGGCCACAGGGGCGUUGGUCUUUCUCACAGCUCUCUCAGGAGCCUUCGUCGCUGGCCUUGAUGCUGGAUUGGUGUACAACUCUUUCCCAAAAAUGGGUGAAUACUGGAUCCCAGAUGAUCUUCUUGCCUUCUCCCCUACAAUCAAGAACAUUUUUGAGAACCCCACCACCGUCCAGUUUGACCACAGAAUACUGGGCAUUGGCUCAUUAGCAGCCAUCACCAGCCUUUUCCUCUUCUCCAGACGCAUGCAGCUGCCUAGGAGGGCAAAGCUUGCAAUCAGCUGCUUGACUGCCAUGGCAUAUACACAGGUUGUUCUUGGAAUCAGCACGUUGCUCCUGUACGUGCCCACUUCCAUGGCAGCCACACACCAAUCCGGAUCCGUAGCACUGCUUACUUUCGCUAUUUGGGUCCUUGCAGAACUACGCAAGGUGGCCAAGUAAUUCCUCACCUUCUGCCUCUAUUCAGGUCAAGUCUGUAUACUGAUGCAAGUCAUUUCUAUAUCAAACACUCAAAAGAAAUUUUACCACAACGUCUUUAUUACCUCAGUUAUGUUCAGUCCCCUGUAAGAAAAACUUACUUUAUUUAUACAUCUACAUGUCGUACACCUUUUUAAGCAGAUACAUUUUUAAUAAUUGGCUACAUUUUCCAUUUGCCAAAAAUAGGGUAUGCAGAUUUUUGCCUUCAUCUGUAACUUAUACAAAUAAAUUGUUGGGUCUUAUUAAAUGGAAUAAUUUAGACUCCAGCCAGAUGUUAGUCACACAUGGUACUCGCUGAUUUGAAAUGAGUUCCUUGAUAAGAGAAUGUAAAUAAAAUUACUAUACAUGUGUACCAUUUUAUAUGCUCUCUACAUUUAAUUUGAAUAUCAUGUCUGGCAUCCACACAAAAUUAUCAAUAAUAAUGUACCAUAUUCAAGUUUACAUCAUUCAUGAAUUUUUAGUUUUUACUGUCCUGUGUGUUUGGUAAAAUGAUACCGCAGCACUGUUAUUCUCGUUUCCGAUUGGCCAGAAUGUGUUGAUUUUCUUUCUAUAACUGUUUUUCUAUAAAGAGAGGUUUAUUUAACAUUUAUGGAAGGACUCUCCCAUGUCAGCACUUUGUAACAGUUCGUUUUCCACCACAGGAAGAGGACAGAUGUUUCAUGUGCAGUUUUUUUUUUUUUUUUUUUUUUCUUGAAGAGAGAGGGGAAGAAAUAGUGGGAUAACAGGCACUCAUUUGUUUCUCUGACCAGCCACUACAUUUAAGUGUAACUAUAAACAGUUAAAAAGCAUAAUAUUUAUUAAUAAAUGGACAAAUUAUAAUUGUA